UGUCCCCUCUAUUAUCAUAAUCUUUGUAAUCCUAAUAGUGUAUAAAUUAAUUAUAUUUCAUUAAUAAAACACAGUAUAUUCUCAGCAGUCAUUCGUUUCAUUUCGCUCCCUUACGCAUACCGUACAUGGCGACCCUGCCAAAAGAAGGUGUCAUACGAGUGUCGUGUAUGUGAUACCUAUCGCGCAGAAGUCUGACCUAUUUUGGUAUAAGAAUGUAAAACAUUAAAUGAACUUUAGUUGUUACCAAGAUGAACAAUUUAGACUCAAUCGUAGUACACUUGAGUGCUGUCGUAUACAUCAAAAAUUGUCAAUAUGGGAUCCUCAAAGUCAAAAUAUGAAGAAAAAGUUGUCGUCCAAAACGCGAUCGGAGGGUCCAACCAGGCAUCAUUUGAGGAAAUAAAGUUUCAUCUAAGCACCGCUAGCAUAAUUCUGACGGUAAUUGCAUUGGUUCUGGGAGUUGGUCUACUUGCUUUCCUGUACCGAAUGUAUAGGAAGUGUCAUAUGCGCUGGAUGCAGCAGGAAAUACAUCGGCAAAACCUGCGCUCUUCCAUUUUUCGUCGCGGCCGCCGUGAUGCAAAAAGCGAGGACAUCGUAUGACGGUGCAACAUCAUCUACGGCAUCAGUGAAAAAAAAAAUGUGAAAAAAAAGGUGAAGUGCGGGUAAAAUAAAAGUGAAAUAAUUACGUCAAAAAAAAAAAGAAAAAGUGAAAGUGCAGCUCAGAUAAGUGCGUAUUAAAUAAUUCUUACUUGCAAAUCGGGUAGGACUACUGACUAUGCUCCUUUCUAGUGGACGAUAAGUUAUAAAAAACUAAUGUAGUGGACUCUAAGAUAUAAAAAACAAAUGUAAUCUAAUGUGUGUCAUGAUCUGUAAGUUCUAUACUCCAUGUGACGGCAAUGCUUGGUAAGUUAUGAUUUUACAAUUAAAGGAAUUGUAUGAUAAACUGAAAAAUAUAAAGACUUAUCUGAUUAAAAUUGGUCCUAAAAGGCGCCAAGGACAAAUUGUUAUUAAUAAGUUAGAGGAGGCAAAAAUAUUUUAUGACGAGUAUACGUUACUUAUAAGUGAAUUAAACAAAGAUAUAAAAGAGGGAAGAUUGUCUACCCAGGACACCGAUUUAGUUAUCAAAUUGUCCUCCGAAUUUCAGUCCUUGUAUACUGACAUAGAGUUUCUAUGUACAAAACAUAAAUCUAGUGAUUUUAAAGAUAAAUUUUCUGAUAUGACCGAAACUAACGUAAACAUGGCGGAAACAUUCAAUUUAAAAACUGCUUUGUCCUUACUUGCUCAAAUGAAUGACGAUGAAUUAAAUACUAAACAACUGAUUGAUAACAUCGAAUACUAUGCGUCUGUAUUGGAAAAAGAUGAAUGUAAGCAUAAAUUGAUUCAGUUUGUAUUAAAAAGCAGAUUGUCACAAGGUGCAAAAUUGAAAAUAAAGUGUAGUUAUUCAACUGUAACAGAUUUGAUCAAUGAUAUGCGGAAAGAGCUUUUGCCCCAAAAAUCAGCCCCUGCCAUACAAGAUAAAUUACAAAAAUGUAGACAAAAUAAUUUAAAUAUUCAGGAUUAUGGUAAGGAAAUUACCGAGAUGUUUGUGGAGCUGACGAUUGCGCAAUCCAGUGGAAAUUCAGAUUGUUACAACAUUUUAAAACCUCUAAACGAAAAGUAUGCCAUUAAAAAAUUCGCCGAUGGGUUGCGUAAUCGCAGACUUAGUACUGUCAUUACAUCCAGGAAUUACAGCUCGUUGAAGGACGCAAUCCAGGCUGCAAUGGAGGAGGAUAUCGGGUCUGCUUCCACAUCAGCUGGUGAAAUCUUAGGUAUGUCCCAUCAAAAUUAUAAUAAACCUACCAGUCAUACUUUUUCUUCCCCUAGAAGGCAAAAUUACCAUCGCGGAGGUCAGCAUUUUAAUAGCAGAGUGUUUUCGCAGCGAACUAAUUAUAAUCCUAAUUUUAGAGGUCAAAAUCAAGUCCCUAUGUCUGCUCCUCGGCCAGUACAAAGACCCUGGCAGAAAAGAGGUAUGUAUAAUAAUAAUAAUAACCGUCGUGGAAAUAGGUGGAAUCGCAAUCAACAUAUGCGCGUAAUAACUGAAACGGAAAAUAAUAGCGAUGUUGCGGAAAAUAAGUUUUUUCGAGGCUAAUAAUUUUAUCUUAACUACUAGUAGUAAUUGUUGCAUCAGAUUAUCUCUAAACAACGUGAUUCAUUCUUGGUUACUUGAUACGGGCGCUACCAUUUCGGCUCUUAAAUAUAAACAUGCACUCGAACAUAAUCUUCCAAUCCAUAAUGAGAAGAUUAUUAUAAAUGGAAUUGGUGGCAAAGUCCAUGCAAUUGGAUACACAUAUUUAAAAUUACGAAGUGAUGAUAAAUUAUUUAGACACAAGUUUUAUGUUUUUGAUUCGCUACCAUGUAAGGCAAGCGGUAUCAUCG
Molecule: messenger RNA, 2412 nt
Organism: Spodoptera frugiperda (fall armyworm)
Lineage: Eukaryota; Metazoa; Arthropoda; Insecta; Lepidoptera; Noctuidae
Exons: 1
Coding region: 908-2125 (405 amino acids)
Source: RefSeq, a predicted model, not a curated record